AUGGCUAUUGAUCUGGUCAAUAUUUUACCUUCAUUGAUGACUGAUGUCGACGACACCUAUACAUUAAAUGGGUUAUUCAAAGAAGAGGAGGACCAUAAAGAUCCGUCACAGCAACCAAAAAAUGUAGUUUUAAUGGGAUGGUGUAUGCCUUCUUCUUGUACGCCAUAUGAUCUCAAAACAUAUUUAAAUAGCUACUUCAAUACAAUGGAUUUUUCACUCAGGAGUCACAAUGUAUCAUACUCUUCAUUUAUUGAAGACAAGAAUUGCCAAAGAGAGGAUGAAUAUAAUGAUCUCGAUCAAACAGACAUUUCAUUUGGAUUAGUAUGUGUAAUAAUUCUUUCUUUGGUAAUAUCGUCGACGAUAUACGACUGCUUCCGAAACUACUCAAACGAGAAACUAGUAGCCAGGUCACCAAUUGCUUCACUUUUUCUUACGUUCUCUAUAAAGAAAAACUUGAAAAAACUACCGCAUGCAGAUGAUUCCAAUCCGGCUCUAACUAUCUUAUAUGGAAUGCGAGUUAUUUGCAUCUUAAUGAUUAUAACUGAUCACAGAUUUGGAACGCAUCUUUCAUCUGCCGUUUUAAAUUUUGAGUUAGUAGAAGAGCAAUACAGAUCUCCAGUUGGAACCAUUUUCUUUCAUGGUGAUGUAUUUGUUGAUUCUUUCUUCAUUUUAAGCGGUCUAUUAGUGACAUAUUGUCUGCUAGUUCAAUACGACAAACGAUUUAUUAAUCCUGGACUGAUAGUAUUCAUGAGGUAUAUUAGAUUGACACCAGUAUAUGCUAUAGUUAUAUUUUACUAUGCCACAUUAUUUAAAUAUGUUGGAAGUGGUCCAAUGUGGAAGACGAUUAUUAACGCCGAAGUAAAUGACUGUAGGGAAAAUUGGUGGACAAACAUAUUAUAUAUUAGCAAUUAUGUUAAUCCUGAGAAAAUGUGCAUGGUACACUCUUGGUACCUUCCGUGUGAUUUUCAUUACUUCAUGAUUGCAGUAAUUUUAUGUAUAGUUAUAUACAAAAACAAGAAAGUGGGCCUAAUACUUCUCUCUUUCGUAACCAUGGCCGCUAUUAUAACUCCGUUCGCUAUAGUUUGGUAUUACCAGAAAUCUGCGGUGUUGUUCUUUUAUCCAGAUUUCCUGAGGCAACCAAAACAACAGGAGGAUUUCCUCUUAACUUACUCCAAAUCACACACAAGAGCAUCACCAUACUUCAUUGGAAUGAUUGCCGGAUAUCUGUACUAUAGAAUGAGAGGAUCAGAAAAAUGUUUAAAAAAAGAAUACUCACACAUAAUUCUUCUAUCAUCUUUAACUGUCAUGAUAGGUUCCAUAGUCAGUGGCGUUAUCUUCUACGACCCGAAAUAUGAUUACAAUGCCAUAGAGUCUGGCUUGUAUGCAUCUUUACAUAGAGUGGCUUGGUCUGCAGGAUCAGUAGGAGUUUUGUAUGUUGCGAGUUAUGGACAUGCUAAACUUAUCUAUAACUUCUUAUCUUGGAAGCCCUGGGUUCCAAUUAGUAAGCUUGUCUAUGGUGCUUAUUUAACUCAUAUGCAGUUUCAAAUCAGAGCCACCGCUAGGAAGGGAGGAUCUGAUUUUAUUACCUAUUUUGACAUUAUAAGUUGGGCUUUUUCUGACAUCGUAUUAGCCUUUUCAUCAGCGUUUGUUUUAUAUCUAACAGUGGAAGCACCUUUUAGAAACAUAUUCAGUUUAAUAUUUGCACCGCCUGCAAGAAACACCCUAAAACCCAAACCGAAACCUGUAGAAUCUCAAGAAAGUGUUAACGAGGUUACCUGUGAUAGUCAUUUAUAA
This is a messenger RNA of Diabrotica virgifera virgifera (western corn rootworm), 1794 nucleotides long. Its product is annotated as nose resistant to fluoxetine protein 6-like. Lineage: Eukaryota; Metazoa; Arthropoda; Insecta; Coleoptera; Chrysomelidae. Gene Ontology annotation, molecular function: acyltransferase activity, transferring groups other than amino-acyl groups. The transcript is spliced from 9 exons. The record is from RefSeq and is a predicted model, not a curated record. Bases 1 to 1794 code for a protein of 597 amino acids.